This is a messenger RNA of Telopea speciosissima, 3629 nucleotides long. Its product is annotated as putative disease resistance RPP13-like protein 1. The transcript has 3 exons. The record is from RefSeq and is a predicted model, not a curated record. Lineage: Eukaryota; Viridiplantae; Streptophyta; Magnoliopsida; Proteales; Proteaceae. Gene Ontology annotation, biological process: defense response to other organism. Gene Ontology annotation, molecular function: protein binding; ADP binding. Bases 21 to 3629 code for a protein of 1202 amino acids.
GGAGAGGAGAGCUAGAGAAAAUGGCGAAACAGCUGUUGUCUGAAGCGAAGGAACAAUUAGGGACCCUUUUGAAUGGAAAGGAUGGGCGUCUCAAGACCAAGCUUAGUCUUGAAGAUCUGGAGAAGCGUUCUUUCGAUUUCCCAACCUUGGUUGCAAUUAUUCAAGAAGCAGAGGCCAUGACCCUCAUCACACCGAUGGCGAUGGAGAGGGUCAAUUAUGAGGGGAGGACUUUGAUGCUUAAAAACUUUCUUGAACUCAAAGCAUUUGUCUAUGAGGUGGAAGACCGUUUAGACAUGCUGAGAAUCGAAGCUCUCAUUUCACAGGAACGUGGUAAGGAUCUUUUUGCUCGUGUUGGCUCUAUGACUCUCCAUCUCCAGGGAUCCGAACCUGAUGACCAAGACAACAACACUCAUCUGAUGGCUCGAGGAUAUAACAAGGUACGCAAGUUCUUAUUCCGUUGCCACAGAAAAUUUCGGCUUAAUUUUACUGAUCUAGAGCCAAAUUUUUCCUGGAUAAAUGAGAUCCGUUCCCCCAGGAACUUAACUGCUACUGAAAAUCCCAAGUCUCCUGGGGUCCCGAAGGUUGUUGGCCGAGAUGAAGACAAAAUAAGUAUUGUAAACUUACUUGAGUCAGAUGAUGAUCAACAGUGUCAGCAGGGUCUACCAGUGAUUUCAAUUGUUGGUCCAGGGGGAAUUGGGAAAUCCACCCUGGCUGAACUUGUUAUCGGUGAUGAUAAGGUAAUGGAGCUUUUUCAAAUCAAAAUGUGGGUUGUAGUGUCUGCUCAUGAAGAUUUGAGAGGAAUUGCAAGAGGGCUUUUAAAGUCUGCCAAUCUAUGUGGAGAUGAUCCCGUACAACUUCUUCGAGAUACUGUGGGUAAAAAGAGAUCUCUACUUGUUUUAGAUGAUGCGAGGUUUCUGGAUAUUGAGAAGAUAGAGCAGUUGAAGGCUUCCCUCAAGUAUACAGGGAUCAGGGGAAGCCGGAUUUUGGUCACAACUCGAAACGAAAAGGUUGCAAGGCAAUUGGGCACUUCGCUACCCUAUUUCUUGCAGCCUCUGAACAUGGAUGCUUGUUGGCUCUUGUGCCAAACGAUUGCAUGCGCGCGUAGUUGUGGAAAUCAAAGUUUUAAGAAACAAAUCCAAAACAACACUCCGUUCAUGGAACAUUUGAAGAGCCAUAUUUUCAAAAGAAGUGGAGGAUUGCCUCUGUUUGUCAAGGCUUGGUGUGAAAUUCUUCAUUCAGAGUAUCCGAAAGGAAGAUGGAAAUCGAUCAUGGAGUGUGAGCUAAGGGAAGCUGAUAGUAAUGUGUGGGAUGACCUCUGUCACAGGCUCGAAUCGAGUUAUAGUUCCUUGCCCAGACAUCUGAAACUAUGUUUCAAAUAUUUCUCACUGAUACCAAAAGGGUACUGGAUAGAAAAGGAAGUGUUAACCCAGUUAUGGAUGGCUGAGGGUUUCACUAAUCCUGAAGAGGAGGAAAAUGCUGAGAAAUGCUUUGAAGAAUUGCUGUUUCAGACUUCUUUCUUUAAGGAUAUAGAGAAAGACGAAGAUGGAAGCAUAGUUAGAUGCAAGAUCCAUGAACCAUUGUAUGAUAUCAUUUGUCGCAUAUCCGAGGGAGAGUUCUGUUUUAUAACGGAUGGAAGAUUCAAUGAACUGCCUUUAAAACCAUACUCCCUCCAUUCUUCAUUGUGUUGCUUCAAUGAAAUGCCCACUGAAAACGACUUACAUGAAGCCAAAAAAAUGCGCACCCUCUUAUGUUUCCGGAGUCCGAGCAAUUUCAAGGUGAGUGAUUUGAGUCAUUUGAUCUCUCACUUUAAGUUGCUUAGGGUAUUAGAUUUGAGUUCGUCUAUUAUUGAAGAGUUACCAAAUUCUGUUGCCAAAUUGGAACACUUGAGAUACCUCAAUUUGUCUAAUACCCAGAUCAAGAAGCUCCCCGCAUUUAUUUGCAAUCUCUAUUUGCUUCAGGCCUUGAAGCUUUCACAUUCAUUACUCAGUGAAUUGCCCAGAGGAAUGUGGAAACUACAAAAUCUGAGGCAUCUAGAAAUCGAUGGCACUCCCAUGAAUCAUUUACCACCUGGGAUUCGUAGACUCAAUAACAUACGAAAGUUGAGUGAAUUCAUUGUGGGGGGUGAUGGUGGAUGUAGCAUUGGAGAGCUGGCGAAUCUUCGAGACCUCCAAGGAAGGUUAAUUAUUAGUCACUUGGACAGGGUUGUUGACCAGGGCGAGGCCGAAAGAGCAGAUCUAAAUACAAAAGGCUGCAUAAAGCAUCUGAUAUUGGAUGGUAAGAAACAUUUGAACUCACAAAAUUUGUGGCACAAGAGGCGUUUCAAUUCGUUGUUGUUGGAGCACAUGUGUAGCGAGGCUGAGUUCAAACUAGAUGAUGAUAGAAAAAUGAAAAGUGAGAAAGUGUUUGAAGGCAUCAAUCCACAUCCAGGCUUAAAAAAGUUAGAGAUAUGGAACUAUUUUGGGUCCAAGCUUCCCAAAUGGCUGGAAAGUGGAUCACUCAGUGAACUGGUCUCUUUAAAAGUUGCUAAAUGUUUAAAGAUGGAACAAAUGCCCCUCCUUGGUGGACUACCAUCUCUUAAAUUUCUCCACAUAUGUGACAUUGUUGAAGUGAAAAGUAUAGGAAACUAUGACCUAAAAGGUUUUCCCAAGUUGGAGCAGCUCACUUUGGAGGAAAUGCCUAAAUGGGAGGAAUGGAAUUUGGAAUUGCAAGAAGGAGACUUGCCCUGUUUCUUGGGACUGAUACUCUCUAAGUGCCCCAAAUUGAAAAACCUUCCAGUCUUGCCAUGGACAUUCAGGAAAUUAGAAAUUCAUGAUUGCAAAGGUAUUGAAUGGAAUCCAUUCCCUCCACUCCCAACUUUGGAGUACCUUGUGCUGAAAGGAAUUGGGAAUAUGUGUUCCUUACCAGACGCUCCCAAUCUUGUGUCUUUGACCAUUGCCUUAUCGCCCGAAAUGACAUCUUUUCCAAAUGGAUUCGACAAACUCAAGUCACUUUCAGCACUUAACAUCUACUUUUGUCCAAGGUUGAGCUUACUUCCAAAGGAGCUCAGCAAUCUUCAAAGAAUACAUAUAGCUGGAUGUCGACUCCUAACGGACUGGUUGAAGAAAAAUAAAGAGAUUUUGAAGAAGAUACCAUAUAUAGAGGUGGACAACAAGGUGCCUACUAAAUCCAACCUGCGUGAGAAAUUUAUUGCCUCCCCCAGUAAAGGAGAAGAAGAAGAAGCAGAGGUACGAGUAGAGAAGGUUAAUCUCGAGCCGAAUGCGAGCAAAUUGCGGUCACUGUUCAACGUGGAUGUAAACUGCUUCGAAUGCGACGAAGAAGAAUUCAAGAAGCUAAAGGAACUUGUGACUUUGCAGCUGGGACGAUGGAGUACCACACCUGAACAUCACAUUGAACUGGUGAACCCAAUCUUCCUCGAUCAUUUGAAGCGCUUGAAAAAAUUGAGGUAUCUGGGUUUACAGGGGAUUUCAAGGAUAACAGAGCUUGCAGGGAUUCAACAGCUUAGUGAAUUGAGGGUUUUGGAUCUCCGAGCAUGUCAUAAUUUGGAGAAAUUACCAGCGGAGAUAGCUUCACUCAAGAAGCUGAGUAUAUGCCAAAGGGUCUCAGAGAUCUUUCAGAACUUCAAUUGUUGA